This is a messenger RNA of Vitis riparia (riverbank grape), 905 nucleotides long. RefSeq names its product calcium load-activated calcium channel. Gene Ontology annotation, cellular component: cytoplasm; endoplasmic reticulum membrane. The record is from RefSeq and is a predicted model, not a curated record. The coding region runs from base 90 to 671 and encodes 193 amino acids. Gene Ontology annotation, molecular function: calcium channel activity. NCBI's taxonomy places the organism in Eukaryota, Viridiplantae, Streptophyta, Magnoliopsida, Vitales, Vitaceae. Gene Ontology annotation, biological process: endoplasmic reticulum calcium ion homeostasis. The transcript has a single exon.
CCCAACCUCGCCAAAUUGGAGACGGAACACGAUCAUCAUCCAGAUCAAAAAUCCCAAAAGCUUUAUCGCACUUUCUCGCCACAUUUUCCAUGGCUCCAAACGCCCUGCUAUCGGGGUCUAAAUACUCUGACAGCCUCGCCGUGGUGGGGAUAUCAAUCUGCACCGCCAUAAUCUGCGAAGCCAUUUCAUGGCUCCUCAUCUACCGCACCACCUCCUACAAAACUCUCCGCUCCUCUAUCGACCGCGCCGCCAAGAAACUCGAGACCAUGAAAACCACCUCCGAUGCGCAAAAAUUCACCAAAAAAUCCAAGACCAAGAAGAUGGACCGCGUCGAGACUAGCCUGAAGGAAUCGAGCCGCGACCUCUCACUUUUCAAGUUCAAGUCUGGCGCCGUCGUUGCUCUGGUUCUUUUCGCCGUCUUCGGGCUCCUCAACUCGCUCUUCGAAGGCAAAUCCGUGGCGAAAUUGCCUUUUGUUCCGAUUUCAAUCGUCAUGAAGAUGAGUCAUCGGGGGCUUAAUGGCAACGAUCCAACCGAUUGUUCCAUGGCUUUUUUGUACUUUUUGUGUUCGAUUAGCAUUCGCACCAACUUGCAGAAGUUUCUAGGGUUUUCGCCACCGAGAGGUGCUGCCGGCGCCGGUCUUUUCCCAAUGCCCGAUCCCAAGACCAAUUGAUCGAUCCACGAGUUUAUUUUUAUUAGGUUUGAGAUCUAAGGAACUCAAAUUUUGAUUAAUUGUAUUUCUGAUUUGGAUGUUUUCCUCCCCCCCUUUUUUUAUACAAUUAGCGUGGAUCCAUCUGAUCAUAAUUAUCUAUAGAAUAAUUGAACUGGUAUUUAGGAUUAUGGAUUUUGCAAAUUUAAUUGACAUCUGAUCUGAAAUUUGAAUUAAAAGCACGGCACAAUUCUAUUC